Hipposideros armiger (great roundleaf bat) is the source of this 3544-nucleotide messenger RNA. RefSeq names its product melanocortin 5 receptor (gene MC5R). Gene Ontology annotation, cellular component: membrane. The coding region runs from base 224 to 1201 and encodes 325 amino acids. Gene Ontology annotation, biological process: G protein-coupled receptor signaling pathway. Gene Ontology annotation, molecular function: melanocortin receptor activity. The record is from RefSeq and is a predicted model, not a curated record. Lineage: Eukaryota; Metazoa; Chordata; Mammalia; Chiroptera; Hipposideridae. The transcript is spliced from 2 exons.
CGCUCGGUUUGAAGUGUCCCAUCCUAGGGUGAUGGCAUUUAGCUCUUGGCAGCGGUCGCACCCCGUGGAUGCCAGGUGUCCAGGCUGAGCCAGCGUCCCGAGCUAGCGGCCCACGGGCUGCUGUGCAAGAGAAGAGGCGUGGGGGAGAGCACUGAUUGUUAACUUCUCUGGAUCAUGAAUUAAAACCUGAUUUGCAGUAAAUUUGCUGCCAAGAAGAGGAGCAAUGAAUUCCUCAUUUCAUCUGUAUUUCUUGGAUUUCAACCUGAAUGCCACAGAGGGCAACCUUUCGGAACCAAAUGUCAAGAACAAGUCUUCAUCAUGUGAAGAAAUGGGCAUCGCUGUGGAGGUAUUUCUGACUCUGGGUCUCAUCAGCCUCUUGGAGAACAUCUUGGUCAUAAGUGCCAUAGUAAAAAACAAGAACUUGCACUCUCCCAUGUAUUUCUUUGUGUGCAGUUUAGCAGUAGCUGACAUGCUGGUGAGCAUGUCCAAUGUCUGGGAGACCAUUACCAUAUACUUAAUAAAUAAUAAGCACCUGGUUAUAGCAGAUGCCUUUGUGCAUCACAUUGACAAUGUGUUUGACUCCAUGAUUUGCAUUUCUGUGGUGGCUUCCAUGUGCAGUUUGCUGGCCAUUGCGGUGGAUAGGUAUGUCACUGUCUUCUAUGCCCUACGCUACCACCACAUCAUGACAGUGAAGCGUUCUGUAGUGAUUAUUGCAUGCAUCUGGACCUUUUGCACAGGCUGCGGCAUUGUUUUCAUCGUUUACUAUGAAUCCAUUUAUGUCAUCAUUUGCCUCAUCUCCAUGUUCUUUACCAUGUUGUUCCUCAUGGUGUCUCUGUAUAUACACAUGUUCCUCCUGGCACAGACUCAUGUCAAGCGAAUAGCAGCUCUUCCUGGAUACAGUUCUGUGUGGCAAAGGACCAGCGUGAAAGGCGCCAUCACCCUGACCUUGCUGUUGGGCAUUUUCAUCGUGUGCUGGGCUCCUUUUUUCCUCCAUCUCAUUUUGAUGAUCUCUUGCCCUCAGAACCUCUACUGUUCUUGUUUUAUGUCUCACUUCAAUAUGUACCUCAUACUCAUAAUGUGUAAUUCUGUGAUUGAUCCUCUGAUAUAUGCCUUCCGCAGUCAAGAGAUGCGGAAGACCUUUAAAGAGAUUAUUUGUUGCCAUAGCUUUAGAAUACCCUGUAGGUUCCCUAGCAGGUAUUAAACUAAAAUAUUCCCUGCAGUUUUCUUUUCUACUUCCUUUACCUUUUGAUGAAGUCAGGUACAGCCAACGGGUAAGCGAGAUAACUCAAAAUAAAAAACUGGGUAUUCCCUUUAUCUUUUUUCCGUCUCGAAUUUGUACUUAAGAUGCGUUCUUUCUUUCCUUCCUUUUUUUUUUUCCCCUGUGGUGGUUGUUGGGUCAGCUGUGCAUAUGCCACUUAUCUAUUGUGAGAAUGGUCUGUGACAAUUUCUUAUUGUCCUGUUUUUUUCUUACUUUUUCUUCUGCCCCCACCCAUUUAUGGGGCCCCCAUCCAUCUUCCAUCUAGUAAGUGUGUGCUCAGGGAAGGUAAAACAUCCUGGGUGCAGGCAUACGCAUGAUGAAGAGCUGACUGUAAUGGAAAGAAAACUUGUGAAUAUCUAUAUCAUGGGUGGUUGCUUUUUCUCCCUAGAAGCAGUUCUGUAACUUCAAUUGAUGUUAUUGGGACUCAUGCAUGCUUUUGGGGCAGAAUAGAGUGGUCAAAUUCUUUCCAUUUGAAAUUUCCUGUUCAUUUGUCAUGGGAUGUCUCUACAGCUCUCUUUUCCUAAACUUUUGGUUUUAUGGCUUGUGUCCAUAAUUGUCCAAGGAUAGAAUUAUACUUCUGUCAAUCAUGCUUUUUUACUUGUCUCAAUAUAAAACUUCCUGCUACAAACCUUGCCUCGUGUAGUGUGAAAGUUUCCGUAACUCUUUUACUGUCUUAUUCUAACUCAGUCCAGGGUUUCCAAAUGAGUGUUGCGGGGACAUGUUGUGGGCUCCCCCACGUCCCUUCCCCACUGUAGCACAUGCCCAUAGGAAAGUUAUUUUUUACCUUCUUAGACUGGGUCUGUCUUUGAGUCUGAAAUCCUGUCACGGUGUACUCUGCACAUCACAAUCUGACUCCAGCAGCCAGAGAAAGGCAGGUGCCCAUCUCUAAUCCAGGGAGUCCGUCUUCUCCAAUGUAGAAUGGAGCUCAGGUCCUGACUCUGCCAUUAACAGGUGAUGUCACUUUAAUCAUUUUAUUUCAGGUUCCAAGAAUGUCUCUUGGUCUCAGUGUUCUUAUCUGAAGUGAAGGGGUUGGUCCUUAUAGCUCUUGCAUUCCAUCCUAUUAUUUUUGGUGUUAAUGAUUUUUGUUUUGUUUAUUCACAUCUGGACUGUUUCCAAUGAAGGAAAAGUGUAAAUAAAGCAGUGGACCAUGAGGAGCACUCAACUAUGAGCUGUUGAAGCCUACUGGGGCAGAGGAACUUCCUGGGUGUCAGAUACAUAAAUAACUUAUAGACGUGACCCCCACCUCUGGCAGCUAACAGUCCAGGAAAAAAAAAUGAUGCUGGCACAAGCAGGAAAGCAAUGAGACAUGCAAAUCUUUGGAAAAUGGCAAAUUAGUAGGUUGUGGGCAACUGAGUUUUGAAGGGGCAGCUAGCCCUUCAAAUGUUUCCUGUUCCUUUUAGCAGAACACGCUGUGUGUAUCCAUGAAUGAAAAGUAAGUGAUCUCCAUGUAAUUAUGAUGGGAAACCACAGUCCAUCUUUACAUGGGAUGUCUCAGGAAGCUAGGUUCUGUGAAAGCCAGCCUCUCUGCUGUCCUGCUCAUGUCUGUGGCCCUGUUGCCUAAGUUUUUGGUACAGAGUAUGCACUCAACUGAUGUUUAUUAUUUGUUGCUAAACAAAUGUGUACCUAAUCUGCUGCUUAUCAGCCUUGAGUGCUAAGUGAGGUCACUAGGGUUCCAAUCCUAUGAGAAAUCAAACUUCAGCUCUUGUGGUUUGUAUUGGCCCCAUCUGUGAACUCAUUCUCAUUAGGCUCUCUGCUUUGUGUGCUUCAUGACUUCGGACAAUGUCUGACUUUUACUAUAAAGGUUUUUAAGUAAAUGCUCAAAUGUCUUUUUAUCUCUGUGUAAAUAGUGCGGAAAUAACCCAAGUAUUCAGAUGUGUCUUCAUUUGGGUGGAAUUCAUGUAUAUAGUGAUUCAGUAAAUAUCUGUAAAUGAGCCAACCCUUGGGACUCCAAUACAAAGUCCCCCAAACAAAAACAAUCCAUAUAAUUGUCAAAGACUGUAUGAUAUUGUAUAUUAACUCUUUUUUGUUUCUGUAGGAGCUUUAUUUGGUAUAAAAAUAUGUGUUCAAAGAAAUGGUUCAUUAAAUGAAAAGACCAGACCACCCCUUUGAAGUGGUCAUUCUGAUGUGUGAUAUUCAGUGUUUCUGAUGUUUCUGCCAAUUUGUCAGCAGCUGCUGCAAAAUGAGAAGGUAUAUUUAUUGGUGAAUUAUGAUGAAGCUUUCCUGACAUAUUUAUUGCUUGAACAAUGGCCAUUUCUCAGUUCAAAAUAAUUUAACUCCUAAAAAUAA